UAAUGCCUGAUAUAAAUUAAACAAGUGGAUUAAUUUAUUUGUGUACGUUUAAAAAUAGGUAUUCAAUUUGAUUAUUACUGCAAUAGCCAUUUAAAAUAUUUCUCAUGCUCUGCAGUGGCUCUUUGUUGUUGUCAAAAGAGUGCAGACAAGUUACUGCUCUAGAAAACUGUACGUUCUUAGUACGUUUGUUUCUUUUUUUACGAUAAGCAUUUCAAAUUUAGGUUUUAAACGGAUUUGUUAUACCAUUUCCAUUCUGAUAAUUAACUCCCCAUUCAAUAAAUAAUUAUGUUUUACCUAAAUCUAUAAUUAAAAGUACCCCUCACGAAAUACUACUGAAGUUUAUACUUAGCCGUAUCUUUUUAAAUAAGUAAUUAUAUUCGUUGACGCCUCCUCUGUAUAACUAUGUAGUCAUGUUUAUGACGAGCCAUACGACACGAUAGUUUACAGCACGAAGUGUGGAAAUUUUAAACUAUCCACUGGUAUCCCUAUUUAUAGCUAGCAACACUGCAUGCCUAUGUCAGCCAUUAUGUUUUUUCGUGCAAUACGAUACGAUUUGUGUCUUAAAGAAAUUAAAAUAUCUAGUGAAUUAAUAAUAAAAAUGAACAGAAGAAAAUUGAAGAAGUUACUGGAUAUACUCGACGACGAUUCGGAUGAAGCCCCUCGAAAAGGUCGAAAAAAUACAAUAAUAAGCUCAAGUGAUGAGGAGGAAGAGCCGCCUAAGAAGAAAAGGAGGCGUAUUUUGCCAAUUGAAGAAUCUGAUGAUGAACAAGCAGAUGAAGAAAAAGAGAACAUCUUGCUGUUAAUUGGAGAGCCAGAUAUGAAAAAGAAUGUUAUUUCCAUCAACCCAAAAUUGGCGGAACUAUGGCAGAAUAUUAUACAGAAAGGUUUGAAUAAAGAAGGCAAAAAGAAGUUAGAAGAAAAAAUUCCUUCGAUAGAAAACUGCUUUGUACAAGCACCAAAACUAAAUGAAGAAAUCGAAAUUACCUUAAAUAAAAGCGCCAAAACCAGGGAUGAGAAACUAUGUGAAAAACAAAAUCAGAUCGGAUUGGUUAUCGCUAAUUUAAAUAAGAUAUUAAAAGACCUCAUAAAUAAGAAUGAGAAAGACUAUGUCGAGCCGCUGGGGGACUCCAUUAGAUUACUAGCAGACCUCCAUUUUCUAGAAACGGAAACCAGAAAGGCAGUCAUUCUACCCGGCUUAAACAAAACACUUAAGGACACCUUGGAAAAGACCCAAACUACUACAUUCCUUUUUGGAAAUGACUUACACAAAAUAAUUAAAAAGUCUAAAGAUCUGGAAAAAUCCAUCAAAGAUAUGCAACAAAAUAAAACUUUAAACUAUUGGAGCCCGUCCUCCACCAACAACCAAAUGCAGGGCGGGCCAAGAAAAAAUUACUUAAGCAAAAUAAGGACAUACCAAAGAAAUUAUUACCGGACAACAGCAGCAGCAACAGCAGUCGGUCAUCCACCCCGGAGAACUCAAAGACAGUGGUCGCCUCGUCGUCAAACUCGAGGCAGACGUCACCACCUCCACCGCAACAAGAAAUAGCCGAGGUAUGUGUGGCUGGACGACUCACAUAUUUCUUUGACAAGUGGGCCAAGUAUAUUAAUAACAAAACAGUUCUAGGAUGGAUUCAUAGAGGUUAUAAAAUACCUUUAACAUCAACACCUCAACAGAAAUAUAUACCAAAAAAUGAUAAGUUUACUUAUACCGAAAAACAAAUAAUUCAUGACUCAUUGAAUAAAUUAUUGAAAAUAGGGGCAGUAAAAUACUGUAAACCUGUAAAAAAUCAAUAUUUAUCAAAAAUAUUUUUUGUACCAAAACCAAAUGGAACAGCUCGAUUUAUCUUAAAUCUAAAAUCUUUUAAUAAAUAUGUAGUUACACAACACUUCAAAAUGGAAGAUAUUAGAACUGCCAUUAAAUUAAUCAACAGGGAUUCUUACCUUGCUUCCAUAGAUCUUCAGGAUGCUUACUUCUGUUUAAGAAUUCACAGAAAUUCCAAAAAAUAUUUAAGAUUUCUUUUUGAUAACAAAAUGUACGAAUUUCAGGUACUUCCAUUUGGUCUUUCGUCUGCUCCUUAUGUCUUCACCAAGUUGAUAAAACCUAUAAUAACUUGCCUCAGAGAACAAGGUCUACUUUCAGUCAAUUAUUUGGAUGAUUUUUUAUUUAUUGGGAACUCCCAGGUUGAAUGCGCUAAUAAUAUUUUAACCAGCCAAAACUUAAUAGAAUCAUUGGGUUUUAUAAUAAAUAAAGAGAAAAGUAACUUACAUCCCUCAAAGCAAUGUAAAUUUUUAGGUUUCGUUUUAGAUUGUUCCAAGUAUUCUAUAUCAUUACCAAACGAAAAACGCACCAAUAUAUAUAAUAAAAUAAAAUCAUUCAUCCGCCUCAAACAUACCACUAUAAGAUCUUUUGCAUCCCUAAUUGGUAAUUUAAUAUCAAUUUGCCCUGCUGUUCCAUAUGGCCUAAUGUAUACAAAACGAUUGGAACGCCAUAAGUUUCUUCAUCUUAAAAAGAAUGACAAUAAUUUUGAGUCAAAAAUGGCACUUACUUAUGAAGUAAAAGAAGAUUUAAAAUGGUGGAAAAAACAUGUCUGUUUGGCUAGUAAUCCUAUUAGAGAAGGUAUUCACAAAAUUGAGAUAUUCACAGACUCUUCUCGAACUGGCUGGGGUAUUGUAUGUGGUUCUAAAAAGUUACAUGGUUUUUGGAAUAGAGAGGAUAGGAAGUCACACAUAAAUUAUUUAGAAUUAAAAGCUAUCUAUUUUGGCCUACAGUGCUUUGCUAAGAAUUUAAGAAAUUGUGAAAUUUUAUUGCGUUGUGACAACACAACUGCAAUAUCAUACAUCAAUUGAUAUGGAGGGAUUAAGUACAAGCAUUUAAAUGAUCUUACCCGUCAAAUAUGGAAAUUUUGUGAAUUAAGAAAAUUAUUUAUAUAUGCUUCUUAUAUAGCUUCUAAAGAUAAUUACAUAGCAGAUAAAGAAUCAAGAAAUACUAAUGAACAAACUGAAUGGCAGCUUUGCAAUAACGCAUUUAACAAAAUCAAAUUAAAAUUUGGAUGCCCAACUAUUGAUUUAUUUGCAUCAAGAGAAAAUGCCAAAUGUAAAAGGUUUAUUUCCUGGCAUAUAGAGCCUAAUUGCUGGGCAGUAGACGCUUUUACCGUUUCAUGGACAAAUUUAAAAUUUUAUGCUUUCCCGCCAUUCUCUCUUAUUUUAAAAUGUUUAAAGAAGAUUGAAAUUGAUAAAGCAGAAGGAAUAAUGGUAGUCCCUUUAUGGCCAUCUCAAGCUUGGUUUCCUAUAUUCAUGUCUUUAAAAAGGUCACCCAUAUUGAAAUUUUACCCAAAUAGGUCAUUGUUAUCAUCUCCUUUCAGGGACCACCAUCCACUACACCAGAACCUUACACUGAUUGCCGCAGUAUUAUCAGCAAAAUCUACUUAAGAAAAGGAUUAACCCGUGAAAGUAUCAAUAUAAUUUUAAAUUCAUUAUCAGAUAAUACAAUAAAACAAUAUAAUACAUGUUUAAAACAAUGGUGGGAAUAUUGUAGUGUUCAAGCAAUUGACCCUUUUAAAAUGUCAAUUCCAAAUAUUCUUGGUUUUCUGACCCAAAAAUUUAAUAAUGGUUCAGCCUAUGGAACUCUUAACUCUAUUAGAUCAGCUUUGUCACUGCUUAUUGAUUGUGAUUUAGGUGCACAUAAAGAUAUUAAAAGAUUUUUUACUGGUAUUUACAAAAUGAGACCAAACAAUCCAAAGUAUAAUGAAACUUGGAACCCAGUUUUAGUUUUAAAUUAUGUGUCAAACUUAUAUCCUAAUACAGACCUUGCAUUACAAAAUUUGUCUAAGAAGUUAAUCAUUCUAUUAGCCCUAGUCACUGCUCAUAGACUACAAACUAUGUCACUCAUAAAGUUAAGUAAUAUAAAUAUCACAGAUGAAAAUGUAAAAAUUAAAAUUUCUGACAAGAUUAAAACUUCAGGAAGGAAUAAGUUACAGCCGUUGCUAAUAAUCCCAUAUUAUAAAGAAAAUUUGAGUAUUUGUCCAGCUACAGCUUUAAAAGACUAUAUUGAUGCCACAAAAUCAUUAAGAAAAUCUGAUCAAUUAUUUGUGACAGUUAAGAAACCCCAUACACCAGCUUCAACUCAAACGUUGGCAAGGUGGGUUAAAGAUAUUUUAUCUGAAGCCGGUAUAGAUAUAUCUAUAUUUAGUGCUCAUAGCACAAGACAUGCGUCGACCAGCCACGCAUAUAGGAAUGGGGUGAAUACUGAAUAUAUUUUAAAAACAGCUGGUUGGACAGAAUCAUCUAGGUGUUUUGCUGAUUUUUAUAAUAGACCUUUAAUAAAUGAAAAUGUUUUUUCAACCAGCAUUUUAAGCAGUUUGUAAAUUAGUAAUUUUCAAUUUACAGUUUGGCAAUGCAUAUGAUCAUAUGUAACUUUUAUCAAUAAAUAAUUAAAAUAUAGCAA
This is a messenger RNA of Cydia pomonella (codling moth), 4444 nucleotides long. RefSeq lists its product as uncharacterized. The record is from RefSeq and is a predicted model, not a curated record. NCBI's taxonomy places the organism in Eukaryota, Metazoa, Arthropoda, Insecta, Lepidoptera, Tortricidae. Bases 509 to 1546 code for a protein of 345 amino acids. The transcript has 2 exons.